AUGCCCCCGCGAUUAAACAUCCCGCCAGUCACACGAGCCCUGCUCGGCACUCUGCUCUUCCAGUCCGUCCUGAGCGCCGCGAUUAGGUAUCGCCAGUGGUCCGAGGAUACGGACAUUGUCAUUCCGUACCUGACGCUCAUUCCUCAGCUGUCCAUCACCUACCCGUGGACGUUUCUGACGGCUUCCCUGGUCGAGGGCAAUGUCUUCACGUUUGCCUUGGGCGCCGCGACGCUGUAUCACGGCGGCAGGUAUCUGGAGAGGGCUUGGUCGUCGGCGGACCUGGCCAAGUUUAUCGCCAUUGUCUCCUUGAUACCGAAUGUCCUGACGUUCUUUACAAUGGUCUUCUUCUUCACCUUGACGAGGAACCCUGACUGGAGUCUUACCGUCAUCGGCGGUACCAUCCCCUUCCAGAUCGCCUUCCUCGUCGCCUUCAGCCAGCUCAUCCCGGCGCAUACCGUCACGCUCUUCCGCGGCGUCAUCUCCCUCCGAGUCCCCAAGACCCCCCUCAUCUACAUCGGCAUCGUCACCGUGCUCUCAUUCACACCACUGCUGUCGCGGGCCGCUUUCUGGCUGGCCAACUACGGCUUCCUCACGAGCUGGACAUACCUGCGAUUCUUCAAGGUCGUGUUUCCCGACCUCGAUACGGCUCAGCCCGCGUCGCUGCGCGGCGACGCCAGUGAAACAUUUGCCUUUGCCGAGUUCUUCCCGGGUCCCGUCAAGCCGUUUGUGGCCGCCGUGUCAGAUCAGGUCUUCAACAUACUCGUCGCGAUUCGGCUUUGCAAGCCAUCGGGGCAGCGGGGCAUAACCAGUCGCCAUGAUAGCAUCGCGCAGAGAGGUGCGCCGGGGAGUGCCCGUGCCGAAGCAGAGAGAAGGAGAGCCAUUGCGCUGAAGGCGCUCGAUCAGAGGCUGAAUGCCGCAACCGCAGCUGCUCGACCCUCCGCGCCGACGCCGCCGCCAGCUUCUGCUCAGUCAAGCGGGCCAACCGUACAGACCCAGCCCCAGGCAGGUGCUCAGACGGCUAUGAAGUCUGAGCCAGGCCCGAUGCUUGGCGAGACCAAGUUUGAGCCCGAGGAAGAUGAUUCAUAG
Molecule: messenger RNA, 1086 nt
Organism: Trichoderma reesei QM6a
Lineage: Eukaryota; Fungi; Ascomycota; Sordariomycetes; Hypocreales; Hypocreaceae
Exons: 2
Coding region: 1-1086 (361 amino acids)
Biological process (GO): retrograde vesicle-mediated transport, Golgi to endoplasmic reticulum
Cellular component (GO): Golgi apparatus; membrane
Source: RefSeq, a predicted model, not a curated record